GUACCUUGACCCUGUACAUUUUAACUUCCUGCUUCUUUGUGAAUGGAUCAAAGAGGGCAGCUCAAUUCUUGUUGGAAUAUCAUAUAUAUAUAUAUGUGUGUGUGUGUGUAGACCAUGUACUCGAUAUAUAUAAGUUUGUUGGAAGUCUCGUAUAGUACAGUAACUACUGCUUAAAACUCAGUUCCUAGUUUGAACUACUUGCAACCACAAUCCAACUAUUUAUGAGUUGUCAAUAACAUGGCAGCAGUAGCAAAUUAUCUCGAAAUAUGUGAAUGCAAUUUAAGAAGUAUCACAUUAUUAUGUGUAUAUUCUUCAACUUCGAUCACCUUUAUGGGGUUGAUGAAACGAGGGAAUCUAUUUGCAAAUAUCCUAGUUGAACACAUCAACAAGUUCGGACUUUAAACAAAUUCCAAGUUACCUUGGUAAAAUACCAAAUUAUAUGGGAUACUCAGAUGAUAAUUUUGGAUCCGUAAAUUUCCCUAAUGUAACUUGUGGUUUAUUUGGAUCUAGAUUUGUUCAUGGCUGCUUGUGUUCUAGGUUCUCAGUUUAACUUUCAAGAAAUAGCAGGCAAUUCAUCCAGUGUGGAUAAAUACUUGGAUAUUUUACAGUCCAUGCAGUUUUUUUUUCCAUAACAGCACAUGUUAUCUUAAACUAAACCAUACUCAUUUAGUGCGUGGCCUUUACUUUCACUUCUUUGUAUUACCUGCCUUGUUUUAUACGAUCAAUAAACUUAAUUACACC
Messenger RNA from Spathaspora passalidarum NRRL Y-27907, 741 nucleotides. RefSeq lists its product as uncharacterized. NCBI's taxonomy places the organism in Eukaryota, Fungi, Ascomycota, Pichiomycetes, Serinales, Debaryomycetaceae. The transcript has a single exon. The coding region runs from base 238 to 402 and encodes 54 amino acids. The record is from RefSeq and is a predicted model, not a curated record.